AUGGCUGAGAAUGUCAGAAGAGGUUUGGAGAUCCCAGAGCCAUCAGAUUACAGCAGCUGUGAAGACGAUGAUGUGACUUAUUUCACAGAUCUGCAGCAGCCUGAUGAUAAUCUACCUGAGUAUGCAAGAGUAGUCAACAAGCUGUUAAAUAACCUUGUUGACAGUGUAUGGGAAGUUAUAUCAGAGCAGGAAAAGAUCAAGAGGGAUGAAGAAGCAGCAAGACAAAUUCCUGUGCUGAAUGCUUCUAAAGACAUGAAGCUUCCAGGCAGAACUAAUAGUAUUGUGUGCUCUGAUGAUGGACUUUACCUGUUUCUGGGUCACACUCAUGGUCUGUCAGUCAUCAGUACAUCCACUCUCACCUGUGUAAGAACGUGGCAGGAUGAAAGAGUGGAGCUUACCAGCAUCUCUUGUACCUCUCUGGGAAAUGCCACACACCUCUUAUGCACAGUGGAUGACAUGGGUAUUGCACGGCUUUUUUUGCAUCACAUGGAGAAUGUUUAUUUAAUAAAAGUCAUCAAUGAAACUGAAGAUAUAAACCAAAGAAACAUCUGUGCAAAAUUUGAAGUGUCUAGAAGUGGGGACUUUGGAGCUGCAGUCAUGACAAGUAAAUUUCCUAUUAAAAUACGGAAAUGUAAUAUAAAACUAAAAAAACAUUUAACUGUGAGUACUACUGAUUCAUUAAUGCUGUUGUGGUAUAUCGUCAAUGAAGCCUGUGGCUCAGUUUGGCUGGAUGUCUAUCGCUUCCCACAAGAUGUGUGGCUCAAAGAGCUGGAAACCAAACAGGCUACACAAACCCCACAGACCACAGAAGCCAAACUGUCUCCAGUAGUCUUACUCAUGAAGAUCAAACCUCCAGAAAUCCCUGCAGGAACCUCUCUGAAAAGUCCAUCUGAGGUCCUGCAGAAGACAGAGGAAGGCACUAUAAUAGGCUCAGGCCAAAAUCACCUCAUUAGUAGUCGUCAAUGGGAACACCAGGAUGCAGCAUUUAAGAAAAUGUUCACAAAGUACCUCAGCUCCAGCUCUGUGAUGACACCACAGCAAAAAGCAGAAGGACCAAGCAACUGUACUUGUCACUUCUUACUGCGUGAGGGGUUUCAUUCAAUGCUUGGAGAAGCGAAGGCAGCUAGAGAUAUUCCCAUUGCUGUGUGCAUAUGGUGGAAUGGCAGCCAUAAUCUCUUACAGUAUCUUCUGUUGAAGACCCCUAAAGAGAAGGACAGUGAACCCAGACCAGAUGUUUUGUGGCCCAAUUCUCGGGAAAUCCUCUGCUCUGCCGUCAGUGCCUGCACACGGUUCGUUGUUCUAGGGCUUGACGGUCAGCUGGUUACUAUAUGGGACAGACGGUUUGGGUGUCCAUAUGCCAAUAUUGUGAUCCCAGGAGAUGGCGCCAUUUGUAGGAUGAAACUUCUUUUGCAGAGUCAAUUGCCGGUCACUCCGCUCUUUCAGGGUCCCUUUUUGCCCACACUACAGUUAGUGGUCACUUGCAGAAGUGGGGCAUGUUACAGUGUGACAGUGGGCAGAGGAGGAGACACAUGCACUGUUGCACUUACUGAAAGACCUGCAGGCCCAGGCAGUUCUGUCACUGUUGCUGAACCUGUGCCCUUCCUGAAGUGUCUGAUUUUGUUGAUGCAGAGAAAUGGGCAAGUAUCCAUAUGGGAAACAGAGGAUGGAGUACCAGUAUUGAUCUUAAACCUGCCUCCAACUCAUGUGCUGGGCUCACUCAGGGAACCUGUGUGUCUGCUUGAGCCAGUCCAACAAAAACUAUAUAUUACAGGUGACAGAAAAACACCUUUGGUGGAGGUGACUGAUAGGAAUAAGGAUGAGAGCUCUCUCUUCAUCUUCAGCUUUUCAGAAUGCACAUUGAUGGAUCUAUACCGUGUCACAAGUCCAGCUGUAAGUGAAAAAGAGACCAGAGCCACACUCUCAGAUUUGGAGGAGGCCUGCAACCUUUACUUUAAGGAAAGAGCUGACUCUUGGAAAGAGAGGAACAGAAAUUUGGCUUUCCAAUGGGAGCAGCUUUCGAAGCGUGAUAUUAAAUGA
This is a messenger RNA of Sinocyclocheilus anshuiensis, 2037 nucleotides long. RefSeq names its product WD repeat domain 93 (gene wdr93). The record is from RefSeq and is a predicted model, not a curated record. Lineage: Eukaryota; Metazoa; Chordata; Actinopteri; Cypriniformes; Cyprinidae. Bases 1 to 2037 code for a protein of 678 amino acids. Gene Ontology annotation, cellular component: respiratory chain complex I. The transcript is spliced from 14 exons. Gene Ontology annotation, biological process: electron transport chain.